Erinaceus europaeus (western European hedgehog) is the source of this 1860-nucleotide messenger RNA. RefSeq names its product oxidative stress responsive serine rich 1 (gene OSER1). Lineage: Eukaryota; Metazoa; Chordata; Mammalia; Eulipotyphla; Erinaceidae. Bases 444 to 1313 code for a protein of 289 amino acids. The record is from RefSeq and is a predicted model, not a curated record. The transcript is spliced from 4 exons. Gene Ontology annotation, biological process: cellular response to hydrogen peroxide.
GUCCUUUCGUGACGGGGCGGAGCUUUGGCAUUUUGGCGCGGCCCGAGGGCCGGCCGAGCCGCGGGCGGUUGCCUCUGGGCCCAGCAGCGUAGUCUCCCGGCGCUGCCAGUCUGGGCCGGGCGGGCCGGGCCGCGGCUUCUCCGCGCCCCCUCGGCCGCCGCGACCCGGUCGGCCCGAGCUCCCGUCUGCGCUUCCCGCCUUCCCGUCUUCUCACUGCGCCGUCGCCCGCUCAGUCUCCGCUUCCCCUUUCCGUCCUCUCCGGCCGCCCUUUGCCCCUUCCCGCCCUUUCCCGCCCGUUUCCGAGCUCCAGGCUCCUCGGCUGCUGGUCGGCUCCAGGGCUCCGGGGCUCCGGUCUCCUGCUGCAUCGCUCGCUCCUUCCUCGGCCCAACUCCGCUCUCCGAUUCAGUAUUAACAGGAACAUCUGUAGUGUAAAAACUUUCACAAUGAAAUCCGAGGCCAAGGAUGGAGAGGAAGAGAGUCUACAAACUGCUUUCAAGAAAUUACGAGUGGAUGCAUCAGGAUCCAUAGCAUCUCUAUCUGUUGGAGAAGGUACAAGUGUCAGAGGAUCAGUCAGAACAACAGCAGAUGAUACCAAACUUAAAGUCGCAUGUGCAUCUAAAGACAGUUGGCAUGGGUCUACAAGGAAGUCUUCACGAGGAACAACAAGAACCCAACGUCGUCGACGUUCUAAGUCUCCUGUCCUUCAUCCUCCAAAGUUUAUACAUUGCAGUUCAAUAGCUGCUUCUUCCAGCAGCCAGCUUAAGCACAAAAGCCAGACUGACUCCCCCGAUGGCAACAGUAGGCUGGGUAUUUCACCCCCUAAAGAGUUCACUGUAGGAGAAUGUUCCACUUCUCUGGAUAACAGUCACGCAGGGCCAGUUGCUGAGCCUUUGAGAAAUUCCGUUCCCAGGCUCCCACCAGAGAGUAAGAAAAAAGACUCCCCUGAUGCUACCCAAGAAAGCCUCAAGGCCAAUGAUCUCUCUGACUUUGAAUCCGUUUCCAAACUAAACCAGAGCAAACCAUGUGCAUGCAUAGGCAAGGAGUGCCAGUGCAAGAGAUGGCACGAUAUGGAAGUGUAUUCCUUUUCGGGCCUGCAGAAUGUUCCUCCCUUGGCCCCAGAACGAAGAGCCACGCUUGAGGAUUACUCUCAGUCGCUCCAUACCAGAACUCUGUCUGGCUCCCCUCGCUCCUGUUCUGAGCAAGCUCGAGUCUAUGUGGAUGAUGUGACCAUUGAGGACCUGUCAGGCUACAUGGAAUAUUACUUGUAUAUUCCCAAGAAAAUGUCCCACAUGGCAGAAAUGAUGUACACCUGAUAGCAAGAAGCUAAUUAACAUGCUUUAAACCAAUGAAGGGUUGUCAGAUUUAGUUAAUGGCAGACCUUGCGGCCACUUGAUGCGAGAAGACAUCUCCUGCUGCUCACUGUGCUUGCAAUAAAAACUUUUCUUGGCAUCUCAGUUAAUCUUCAUUCUUUAAACUCAACUCUGAGUUCUGUACCCACCAAGGCAAGCAAUUCAAAGAAAAACCUCUCACUUAGAAAUGUUACAGGGGGAUGAAGAAACCACAGUUACUUGACUGACAGCAGUGGGUACUUGGCAAAAACAAAAACCAAAACCUUUGCAUUUUUCAGAUCUGUCUUUUAAGAUUUGGUGAUUGAGGAAAAUGAAAUGGGGUUUUGUAAAGGACUGAACAUUUAUCAAACUGUAGUUGCCAGCCCAAAAUAUUAGAAGUUACAUGGCUGAUUUAAACCAUCUCUGAUUUAACACAAGAUUUAUUGUGUCUUCAAAGGUUUCAUAUAUUAUUGUUAAGCCAGAGAUCUAAGGUUUAGAUUUAACAUGAAUAAACUAGCUGGCCUGCUCUGUA